Molecule: messenger RNA, 572 nt
Organism: Solea senegalensis (Senegalese sole)
Lineage: Eukaryota; Metazoa; Chordata; Actinopteri; Pleuronectiformes; Soleidae
Gene: map1lc3c
Product: microtubule-associated protein 1 light chain 3 gamma
Exons: 4
Coding region: 48-434 (128 amino acids)
Biological process (GO): autophagy of mitochondrion; autophagosome assembly; cellular response to nitrogen starvation
Cellular component (GO): cytosol; autophagosome membrane; autophagosome
Molecular function (GO): ubiquitin protein ligase binding
Source: RefSeq, a predicted model, not a curated record
ACGCAGCUCCUCGCGCACACACACAUACACACACUCUCAGGUCAGAGAUGCCGCCGUUUGACAGAAACCAGCAGCUGAGCAAACCUUUCAAACAGAGGAAGAGCUUUGCCACGAGGAGACAGGAAGUGGCGGGAAUCAGGUCCAAGUUUCCCAACAAGAUCCCGGUGAUUAUUGAACGUUAUGAACGUGAGAAGUUUCUUCCUCCUCUGGAUAAAACCAAGUUCCUGGUUCCUCACGAGCUCACCAUGACUCAGUUUGUCACCAUCAUCAGGAACAGGAUGGCGUUGCUGCCCACGCAGGCAUUUUACCUGCUGGUGAACAGCAGCGGUCUGGCCAGCAUGUCUCUGACCAUGGCUCAGGUCUACAAAGAGCACCAGGACGAGGACGGCUUCCUCUACAUGACCUACGCCUCGCAGGAGAUGUUCGGAUGCUGACGCACACGCGCGCUUUUAUUCGCUGUAAGAGGCUCUGCCCUCAUUUCUGCUGUAAAUAUGAAAAGAUCUUAUUUAUUGUAACAUUUGUUUGUAGGUUUUAAAUGAAAUGUGGUCUAAUAAAUCUUAUGUGAAAAUGGA